Molecule: messenger RNA, 1164 nt
Organism: Penicillium macrosclerotiorum
Lineage: Eukaryota; Fungi; Ascomycota; Eurotiomycetes; Eurotiales; Aspergillaceae
Product: SDR family oxidoreductase
Exons: 5
Coding region: 1-1164 (387 amino acids)
Source: RefSeq, a predicted model, not a curated record
AUGGACCAAUCACUACAGGGAAAGGUUGCAUUUGUCACUGGUGGUAACGGCAUCAGUGGCUUUUCAAUUGUUGAGCAUCUGAUUCGCAGACCGAAAGACGAAUGGAGGAAAAUCGUGGUCACAUCCAGAAACCCUCUACCUAUGCCUUGGAUUGAUCCCCGAGUUGAGUUCGUAGCUGUUGAUUUCCUGGAUCCAGUCGGCCAGGUUGUUUCUAGAUUGAAGCCUGUCUGCUGCGAUGUCACGCAUGUAUUCUUUACAUCCUAUGUUCACAGUGAUAAUUUUAAGGAGCUUCCGGUCAAAAAUGUCCCCCUAUUUCGCAACUUUCUCGAUGCCGUGGUCGCAAUAUGCCCGACGUUGGAGCGAGUAUCCCUCCAGACAGGAGGCAAAUAUUACGGUGUGCACUUGGGACCUGUAAAGGCACCACUGGAGGAGUGGUUUCCCCGAUAUGAUGACCAGGGAUACAACUUCUACUAUAAUCAAGAGGACCGCCUCAAAGAGCUUCAGGCUCGUCAUAAAACGUGGUCUUUCAAUAUCAUUCGCCCCAAUGCGAUCAACGGCUUCGCGCCUCAUGCAAAUGGAAUGUCGGAGGUUCUGACCAUCAUUAUUUAUUUCUUGAUCUGUCGUGAGCUGAAUGAACCAGCUGUUUUCCCUGGAAAUGAGUAUUUCUGGAACUCUAUUGACGACAACUCGUAUGCUCCCAGCCUAGCGGAUUUGACCGUAUGGGCUGCCUCUCAGGCCCAUUGCAAAAAUGAGGUAUUUAACCAUACUAAUGGAGAUGUCUUUAUUUGGAAAUACAUAUGGCAAGACUUUGCUCGCUAUUUUGGGCUCGAGACGCCGGAGCCGAAAUUUAAAAAGGCCGCGGGUCAGGCAGAUACUUUGGCAUACGAAAUUGAUAUGAAAGAAUGGGCAACAGGCAAACGCUUGAUUUGGGAACAAAUUGUCUCGAAAUAUGGGGGCAAGACGGAGGCCUUUGACUGGGCAACCUGGGGAUUUUUCAACUGGGCUACAGGCAGAUCUUGGAUCACAGUGUCCUCUGUCCACAAAGCACGGAAAUUUGGAUGGACACGCAGUGAUAGAACCCUGGAUACAUGGAUCGAAACCUAUCGCUCAUUUGAGAAUUCCGGUGUCCUUCCUUCGCGUUCUGCAUUGCUGGGGGGUCACUAG